Messenger RNA from Penicillium verrucosum, 585 nucleotides. Its product is annotated as TauD/TfdA family dioxygenase. Lineage: Eukaryota; Fungi; Ascomycota; Eurotiomycetes; Eurotiales; Aspergillaceae. The transcript is spliced from 3 exons. Bases 1 to 585 code for a protein of 194 amino acids. The record is from RefSeq and is a predicted model, not a curated record. Gene Ontology annotation, molecular function: oxidoreductase activity.
AUGCUGGCCCACAUAACCGACAUGCGACGCCCGGGUGACUCGCAGAACUUUUCCCUUCCAGCAUAUCCAGACGGCGAAGUGGUAUAUCACACAGAUGUGGGGGAUAUUGUGUCCCUCUUCGCUUUAAGUGAACCCUCAAAUGGCGGUAAAAGUCUGCUUGCGAGCUCGUGGACCGUGUACAAUGCUCUGGCGGAGACCCGCCCCGAUCUGAUCCGCGUAUUAGCGGAGGACUGGCCGAUACCUAGUGCACAAGACCCCAGUCUGAUCAUUCACCGGCCGCUUCUGUUCUACCUACCAGCUUGCGGUACAGCCCCAGAACGAGUGAUCUUGCAGUUCUCUCGACGAUCAUUUUCUGGAUUUGGUUCUCGGACCCAGGCGAAUACGCUAAGUGUCAUCCAAGCGGAGGCACUAGACGCUCUCCACUUUCUUGCAGAAAGGUUCCAUGUAGCCAUGAAGCUGGAGAGGGGCGAUAUUCAGUUCGUCAAUAACCUCAGCAUGAUACAUGCUCGUAACAGCUAUGUUGAUAGUCCAGACAAUCGCCGUCACCUGCUGCGUCUGUGGCCUCGUGAUCCUCAAAACUCGUAG